Condylura cristata (star-nosed mole) is the source of this 2193-nucleotide messenger RNA. It is a transcript of the gene SHB, whose product is annotated as Src homology 2 domain containing adaptor protein B. NCBI's taxonomy places the organism in Eukaryota, Metazoa, Chordata, Mammalia, Eulipotyphla, Talpidae. The transcript is spliced from 6 exons. The record is from RefSeq and is a predicted model, not a curated record. Gene Ontology annotation, molecular function: phosphotyrosine residue binding. Bases 49 to 1575 code for a protein of 508 amino acids.
CGGCGGCGGACCGGGCUCCCGCGCCGCGGCCCUAGGCGGCCUCUCGCCAUGGCCAAGUGGCUGAACAAGUACUUCAGCUUGGGCAACAGCAAGACCAAGAGCCCCCCGCAGCCGCCGCGGCCGGACUACCGCGAGCAGCGGCGCCGCGGCGAGCGGCCCUCGCAACCCCCCCAGGCCGUGCCUCAGGCCUCCGCGGCAGCCUCGGCGUCCUGCGGUCCAGCCACCGCCUCCUGCUUCUCAGCCUCGUCGGGAUCGCUGCCCGACGACAGCGGCAGCACGAGCGACCUCAUCCGCGCCUACCGCGCACAGAAGGAACGCGACUUCGAGGACCCCUACAACGGACCCGGCUCGUCGCUGCGCAAAUUGCGCGCCAUGUGCCGCCUGGACUAUUGCGGCGGCGGUGGGGAACCCGGCGGGGGUCAGCGCGCCUUCUCCGCCUCGUCCGCGUCUGGCGCCGCGGGCUGCUGCUGUGCCUCCUCGGGUGCUGGCGCCGCUGCGUCCUCCUCCUCGUCGUCGGGCUCCCCGCACCUAUACCGCAGCAGUAGCGAGCGGCGGCCAGCCACGCCAGCAGAGGUCCGGUACAUCUCCCCCAAGCACCGUCUCAUCAAGGUGGAGAGCGCGUCGGGUAGUGCCGGGGACCCCCCGGGGGGCACCUGCUCUGGCGGUCGCACCUGGAGCCCAACCACCUGCGGGGGCAAGAAACUGCUCAACAAGUGUGCGGCCUCGGCUGCGGAGGAGAGCGGGGCCGGCAAGAAGGACAAGGUGACCAUCGCAGAUGACUACUCAGAUCCCUUUGAUGCCAAGAAUGAUCUCAAGAGCAAAUCGGGAAAGGGGGAGAGUGCCGGCUACAUGGAGCCCUACGAGGCCCAGAGGAUCAUGACAGAAUUUCAGAGGCAGGAAAGUGUCCGGUCCCAGCACAAAGGCAUCCAGUUAUAUGACACCCCUUAUGAGCCCGAGGGCCAGAGUAUUGACUCGGACUCUGAGACCGCGGUCAGCCCCCGGCUGCGGGAGAGCAAGCUGCCCCAGGACGACGACAGGCCUGCCGACGAGUAUGACCAGCCGUGGGAGUGGAGCCGGGUCACCAUCCCAGCCUUGGCAGCCCAGUUCAAUGGCAACGAGAAGCGCCAGUCAUCCCCCUCGCCUUCCCGGGACCGGCGGCGCCAGCUUCGAGCUCCUGGAGGGGGCUUCAAGCCCAUCAAACAUGGAAGCCCUGAAUUCUGUGGGAUCCUGGGAGAAAGAGUGGACCCUACUGUACCACUGGAGAAGCAAAUAUGGUAUCACGGAGCCAUCAGCAGAGGAGACGCAGAGAACCUGCUGAGACUCUGCAAGGAGUGCAGCUACCUUGUCCGGAACAGCCAGACCAGCAAGCACGACUACUCCCUCUCCCUCAAGAGCAACCAGGGCUUUAUGCACAUGAAACUGGCCAAAACCAAAGAGAAAUAUGUUCUGGGUCAGAACAGCCCCCCGUUCGACACUGUCCCGGAAGUCAUCCACUACUACACCACCAGGAAGCUGCCCAUCAAAGGGGCCGAGCACUUAUCCCUCCUCUACCCCGUGGCCGUGCGGACCCUGUGAGCGGACCAGCUGCACCCUGCUCUCCGCCAGAGCCCAGACUUGGAGGAGCCGAGGCCCCCGCCGACCAGCGGGUCACCCCGGCAGGCCGCGUCCAGUUUGUGUUGUGUGUAUGGUACUAGCACACCGCUGCAUGUCUCUAGAAUGCUGUUGCCACUUACGGGGGCUGGAAAAGGCCUGGAAGCAGACCGAGGGACGGCCAGUAGCCACCCAGCCCCCCACCCAACCCCCUUCUUGAGUUUCUGUGAAUUAAAAUAUUUGCAAAUCCAAAGAGAUGCCUUCCAGGAUGAACAAAGGAGAGCAGCUCCGAGGGGCGGGGCGGGAGCUCCCUGGGUUGUGUCUCUUUGUUCUCCAGCUGUCACAAAUUCACACCUGUGUAUGGGGCGCAGUUUUCCCACCGGGGCCCCCACUGGUGCUGGGAGCCCAGAGGCCCAGGAAGCCAGCCGGCCUCCCCUGUGGUGUGUGCCUGUGUGUGUGCGCAUAUGUGAGAACUUGGUCACAUUCAGAUGUACGGCUACUAACCUAUGUUUAGUCACUCGGUGUAAUCUAGGAGCUCUUCUGAGGAAUCAUCGUGCAGUCAAAAAGGAUUCAACUAUUUAUGGAUAGGGUGUGUAAAUAAAA